AUGGAGACCCUCCUGGCCCACUCCUUUGACUACUUGUCAUCUUAUGACCAAGGUAAAAUUCGCAAAGGGCUCCGGCAAGUCGAAGGGCUCCUCGCGCAAAUAUGCCUGUCAAAAUCCAAAGUCACUGCUGCAGACAAGCGCCGGUCAGCAAUGCCAUUGGGCGCGAACGGCAUAACUCUGGCAACUGCGAAACCUCUGAGUGAAUUGAGUGGAGAUCCUGCGUUCCGAGAAUUCUUUAAGUUACAAGAGGGUUUCCAAUGGAACGUCGCUAUGCGCCUGAUAUCUUGUCUCGAGCACCUCCUCGGACGCGGCAGCAAUGGCACAAAUGACCGCCUCAUCAUUUCAACCCUGGAUCUGAUCCAAGGAACCCUCCUCCUCCACCCACCCUCCCGCUCCCUCUUCGCCCGCGAAAUAUACAUGAAUCUUCUCCUCGACCUUCUCGAACCCGCCAAUUGCCCUGCCAUCCAAUCCUCUACCCUCCUAACCCUCGUAACAGCCCUCCUCGAUAACCCUGCCAACACUCGCACCUUCGAAGCCCUCGACGGCCUUCUCACGGUAACCUCAUUAUUCAAAAUGCGCACCACAUCGCGCGAGGUAAAGCUCAAACUUGUCGAAUUCCUUUACUUCUACCUCAUGCCUGAAACGCCUUCGAUUCCCUCUGCGAAUUCGGCGAGUGCGCCAAAUACAGCUAUCCUCGGCCCCGGCCUGCAUCGGAGUCCGAGUAAGCUUGCUGGUGCGUUCUCGCGAAGCUUUCAUGGGCCCGGGGACGGGGGAAGAGAUGCACGUGGAAGUGACACGAAGACGACAGAGGAGAAACAAGUGUUGUUGGGGAAGUAUUUGAGUAAUGUCGAGGAUUUGGUUGAGGAUUUGAAGGAGUCGGCUCCUUUUGAAGGCACAGUUUAUUAG
Messenger RNA from Histoplasma mississippiense, 906 nucleotides. RefSeq lists its product as hypothetical. The transcript is spliced from 2 exons. NCBI's taxonomy places the organism in Eukaryota, Fungi, Ascomycota, Eurotiomycetes, Onygenales, Ajellomycetaceae. The record is from RefSeq and is a predicted model, not a curated record. Bases 1 to 906 code for a protein of 301 amino acids.